AUGCCCUGUUCUUUCUUGCUUUCAGAAUCUCCAUUCAACAGCAAGGUCAUGGCAGAAACCAUUGAUCUAACAGGGGAUGGAGGCGUUCUUAAGACGGUGGUCAGAAAAGCAAAAGAUGAUGCUAUAAGCCCAUCUGACAGCCUUCCAUUGGUUGAUGUUCAUUAUGAAGGGACACUUGCUGAAAAUGGCGAAGUUUUUGACACCACACAUGAAGACAAUUCUAUUUUUACAUUUGAAGUUGGCCAGGGAGCUGUCAUUAAAGCAUGGGACAUAGCCUUAAGAACUAUGAAAGUUGGCGAGAUUGCAAAAAUAACAUGCAGGCCGGAAUAUGCGUAUGGAAGUCCAGGCUCGCCACCAGAGAUACCAGCCAAUGCAACACUCAUUUUUGAGGUGGAAUUAGUGGCUUGCAAGCCAAGGAAAGGUUCAAGUCUGGGCAGUGUAUCUGAUGAGAAAGCCAGGCUAGAGGAGCUUAAGAAACAGCGGGAGCUGGCAGCUGCCACCAAAGAGGAAGAGAAGAAGAAGAGGGAGGAGGCAAAGGCCGCGGCAGCGGCUCGUGUGCAAGCCAAACUUGACGCCAAGAAGGGCAAGGGAAAAGGAAAGGGCAAAUAG
This is a messenger RNA of Triticum turgidum subsp. durum (durum wheat), 609 nucleotides long. NCBI's taxonomy places the organism in Eukaryota, Viridiplantae, Streptophyta, Magnoliopsida, Poales, Poaceae. The record is from the annotation of a GenBank genome assembly.